This is a messenger RNA of Bicyclus anynana (squinting bush brown), 4081 nucleotides long. It is a transcript of the gene BmMET2, whose product is annotated as aryl hydrocarbon receptor nuclear translocator-like protein 1. Gene Ontology annotation, biological process: regulation of transcription by RNA polymerase II. Gene Ontology annotation, molecular function: DNA-binding transcription factor activity, RNA polymerase II-specific; RNA polymerase II cis-regulatory region sequence-specific DNA binding; protein dimerization activity. The coding region runs from base 1 to 1875 and encodes 624 amino acids. Gene Ontology annotation, cellular component: transcription regulator complex; aryl hydrocarbon receptor complex; nucleus. The transcript is spliced from 13 exons. The record is from RefSeq and is a predicted model, not a curated record. NCBI's taxonomy places the organism in Eukaryota, Metazoa, Arthropoda, Insecta, Lepidoptera, Nymphalidae.
AUGACCACACGCACGUACGUAGCAUACGCAUUCUUUGACGAACUGUACGCUCAGUUCGUCAAAGCAAAUGCUAAUAGUCCGCGAGAAUUGCGGAACAGAGCUGAGAAGCAGCGGCGCGACAAUCUGUCCCGUUCGAUUCAGCACCUGGCCACCUUGGUUCCGCAUGUGAUACACUCCGCUAAGAAAGUGGACAAGACCAGCAUUUUGCGUCUAACUGCUCAUUACAUACGCGCGCAUCAUCAUGUAUUCGGAAAAUCGAAGUGCUAUAGACAUCAAGCCUUCACCAAGAAUUUAGCUGAAUCGUUUCUCGAAAUUACGAAAGGAUUCCUCAUUACGAGCACAUACAAGGGGCUUUUGGUUGUAGUUUCGCCGAAUAUUCGAGAGUACUUGGGCUAUUCUGAGAACGAGCUACUAGGGCAGAGCUUCUUCAGCAUUGUCCACCCAGAAGACUAUGAGCGUCUGAAGGAACAGCUGUACCCAAAGAGCUGCAAUUUUACCCGUAACGGGGAACUGUUCCUGCCAAACGAAGAAAAUGCUGCUGAGAAAGUGGCUGAGGCAUUGAAAUAUGAACAACGAGCCUUUGUAAUCAGGUUCCGAAAACGCAAGCAGGCGCGCUCCGAUCCCGAUGAAUAUCUUACUUGCCACAUCGAAGGGAGCUUCCGUAAGUCGGACCGCGGUGGAACCUUCGUGGACAGGGUCUUACAAUCUGGCCGUCGAGUCAGGGCGAAAGGAAACAAUCCAUUUGCUAGCGGAAAUGAUAUUGUGUUUAUCGGCGUGGUCCGCCCUGUCGUAGACACCUUUGCAGCUGAAACAAGGAUUGAGUACUACACUAUGGCGUACCGUACCCGCCACUCCAUCGACGGUGGCAUCAUCCAGUGCGACCAGCGCAUUUCCCUCAUCACGGGCUACAUGACUUCCGAAGUCAUGGGUGUUAACGCCAUGAAUUUCAUGCACCGUGACGACGUCCGCUGGGUCGUCAUUGCUUUGCGAGAAAUGUACGUCCAUCACCGUUUAUUAGGUGAAUCUUGCUACCGGCUUAUGACAAAGAAUGGCAAGUUCAUUUAUAUGAAAACUAGGGGAUGCUUGGAAGUGGACCCUAUCACUAAGCAAGUUACAAGCUUUGUUUGCACUAACACAGAGGUGCCACCAGCUGAAGGAAUCCAUCAGAUACAGCAGAUGAAAACGAAGCUUACAAUAAAAAUUAUUAAUGAAGAAUUGAAAAACGAGAACAUACCUUUAUGCUACGAGGUUGACGAAAACCAGGAAUUACCCGUAGAAGAUCCUGGAGAACUCGAAGAAGUCAUUUACCAUCUUGUCGAUGAUCUCCGUUCAUCACCGGGUGUAGACCAGAACGAUAAAAACCAAGAACAGUCAGAUAUUGCGAUUAUACCACCAGAAAAAAAGCAAAUUAAAACAACAAUUCAGAAGAGUUACAGUAUCAUCCGAAGCUUACGAAACCUAAAACCAUUGGCUGUGUAUCCCAUGGACUCCCAGCCGAUGGACUGCGAAAAUAACAAUGUAACCGAGGAACAAGCUUUGAUUCAAGCCGCGUUACAGUCUAUUGAGGAGGCGGAGGAUCAACCUUCAAUAGAAACCAUGGGUGACGACUUGGCACUCACGCUCAAUGAAAUUUACAAUGUUGAUGGAGCAACGAAAUACCAUAAACAAGGAUCGGAGCCAACACCAACAGGGUUCCUAGACUUCGAGGUACCGGACGAGUUAAAACUCGUAGCAGAAAAUAUGUAUGCUAACAUGGACACUACCGAUGAAGAUGUAGAGCAGGACAUUCGGGACUUGCUUCUACACCGAGGAGUCAAAGUGGGUUCCGCAGAACCAAAGGACUCCGCGGAAACAUCAACACGAUGUGACAAGUGAAUGGAUACGUCCAUCGUCUUGAUUGCUACGAGGUUUUGCUGAAAAUUUCUGGAGCAUUCAAGAUAUAAUCUUACCAAGAUUCAUUAUUUUCAUUAUUCACGAAAGCUAUGUAUAACUAUCGAUAAAAACUACGAUAUAAUAUUAUGUACAAUAUAAAAUUUAACGUCAACAGUACAGAGGGCAGGGGAAAGUAGCGUUGCCAACCGUACUAUAAUAUAUAUAGUAUUGUACUAUAUUUCGGGUCUGCCUACAAUUGAAAAAAUAGCUCUGGUUUUCAAAAAAAUUUAAAUCAAAUGUGAAAAGGCAUAUGACACUCUUAUUUUCGACAAAUAAAGCAUGAUAAAUGCAACAAGAUAGGUACAUUGUUCUUUUAAAAUAUUAUAAUUUUUUGCUUAUUCCAUAAAAUACUGUAUUUUAUUUAGGCGCACUAUAUUUUUUUAUUGCUAAAUCUGAAAAAUACUAAAUGUUGGCAACCCUAGGAGAAAGCGUCGAACACGAUUCCUAUAAUGCGCCAGAGUGUUCUUACAAGACAGUCGCGGAGUCGUCUUGUCAGCCGCGGAAUCUUGCUUGUUGCUUACCAGCAAGACGCUUGCCAAACCACCUAUAGCGUCCGCGUUUCGACAAGGCACUCGUUCGAUGCACUGCCCUGUGCCCUGUACCCAGUGCCUUGUACCCAGUGCCCUGUACCCAGUGCCCUGCACACUUUGUUCUGUACUCGUGUACGCCUUGCUUAUUUCUGCUGCCAAGCAGCGUUCUUAAGACUUCAUGACACUGUAACUGCAUCGGCUAACAUACUCUUCAGGCACAAACAGCAAUACUGUCUGCCAGCAGAUAUAAGCAAAGCUUCAUUAUAAAACCGGUAACGAGACCCUGUAUAUUUCCAAACUAAUUAUUAAUUAUACGACAGUAGUAGAAUUAAUUAUAUUAUAACUAACUAAUUGAAACUUUUUUUAGUUUAUUGGUUACCAUCAUUAUCAUUUUUUCUUUCGUAUAAGAUUGUUUGAGUAAUUACCCAAUUGAUUGCUUUGAAAAUUUUCGGCAAUUGUAUUCGUAGUCGCCUAAUGCUAUAACCAUUUUUAUAUUAAGUUCAAGUUAAUUAACUAUAAUCCAUUUUGCAUGUAGGUAUUGCAAUACCUGCAUAAAACGUAGAUUUUAAGAUUUUAUAUUCAAUGUUUCUAAAUGUUAGCAAUUAACGUAAAUGUAGUUUUGAUAUGUUAAUCUUUUUAGCUGGUUUGACUCUAUAUUAUUACGAGUUAAAUACCUAUAAGGUAUAUUAAAAGGUUCAAUACCUUUAAGGUAUAUUAAAGGGUUUAAUACCUAUUAGACCAGCAUCCGCGGAGCAUUUUUACAAUUGAUUACUAUCAAGUUAAUUUUCCAGAUGAAGCUGCAUCUGGCUCGACUUUUAUAUUUACGAAAAUUCUUGACUCUGAUAAAUGGUUGCUAGGUAAUCAAAAUUUCUGAGCGUAGGGACAAGACAACGUAUUACGCAGUUUGUGGCUAAACAGUGUGGCUGUUAAGUUGUUGUUAAGUUGUUUAAAUAAGCAGCUGUUUUUUACUGUUGCUUAAUCAAUAGUUUAAUAACUUAUCAGCCACAUUGAUCUACAAAUCGCGUGGUACCUACGUUAUCUUGUUCCUACGUUCAGAUUUUUUUAUUACAUAGGUAAUAACUUUCAGAAAUCAUCAAUUUUCGUAAAUAUAAAAGUUGAGCAUCUCAUCAAUAUGAAGCUCUCACGGAAAAUUAACUUGUUAGUAAUCAAUUGCAAAAAUGUUCCUCGGAUCCUGGGUAAUACAUAUAAGAUCGAAUCAGGGUAAUUGUCAUCUUACCCGAUACAGUAAUCCCAUCAUAUGAAUUAUUGAGAUAUUUAAUUACGCGGGAUAUUAUGGGAUCUACGCCCUUUUGGGUAUUAAGUACUGGUUUUAUUACUUAUUUUUUUAGUUUAGUAUAGUACUUACGUUUUUAGUAUUAAUUUUUUGAUUUUUUUGCUAAUUAAAUGUUUUAUUACCGUGUAAUACGGUACAUAUUAUAUAUAGAUUAUCAGGAAUUGCUUGACUGAUGGGGGUCAGUCGCGUUCCACAUUUUUUCAUAACUAUUGUGUUAUGUUAUCAGUUUUUCAUUAAUAUUGAAAUACUGUAGUUUUUAGACAUACGAUAUACUUCUAUAACUUGAUGUUACGCCAUAUUGUCUUUAAUAAAGUUUAUUUGUGAA